ACCAUCCUUUUCGAAAGCCUUGUUGCCAGAGUAACAGGACGAGGCCUAAUUUUUCUGCUGAAGUCGUGGAUUAAUUUAUUGCGAUGUGGAGCAGAGCCUCGGGUUCUGGAGUGGCGAAUUUAUUGCCUGGGUUCUCGGACUGUCGUGUCCUCCAUGUCACUGCUGGCCGCUCGAUUCGGGCCCAAAGGCCAAAGGAAAAACCGGAGUCGGUGGAGUUACCCGGGCUGGAACCCAUCACCUACUGGGACAGGAUGCACUUCGAGCCGAGCUUGUCCGAACCCAAAUAUCCCGACUGGAAGCGUGAUUGGGAAGAUCCCUUCCACCGACGGGGCCCCAAGUAUGAGGAGAUGCCACUGUAUAAGGACAGGCCGUGUUACACCUUCCAACAGAGAACCAAAUUACUGGAGGGUGUUAAACAAGCUCUUUGGCUGACCAAGUCUAAAUUGAUAGAUGGCCUUCCUAAGCAGAUAAUGAGCAUAGCUGAAGAUCCUGCAUAUCGCAUUGAAGACCAGGAUGAGCGUGUUAAGGCAGCUAUCAGUCAUGCUCGUUUUUGGAGUGCCCCUGAAAUUCGUCCCAAAAGAGAUCGGUUUUGCCCUGUCCUGAUGCAGGACCUCCUACACUUGUAGGAUCAGCAGCCUCAAUUUCCCACACUUGGAAACAGGAUGUUGGCUGAAAAUUACCGUGUAUCAGCAACAUGGGAGAGAGAAUCUGACAUAUACCGGGUUUGUGGUUUGAAUGGAAUGCUCUUGAGUAGUAAGCAACCUUUACCAGCCAUAGCAGGAGAAAAAGAGAUAUUAAGCACGGAAAAACAUAUCCUCCCAACAUUCUAUCCCAUUUCGCCUAAUAUUGACCUGCAGCCGACACAUGUCUAUGAACUAUGUAAUGACACAGGCUUCCAAGAUGGAUACCCUUUUCCUCAUGCACACACCCUAUAUAUUACUGAGUCCUCUGUUAAUGCAACAUUGUUCAAACCAGAACCAUUAAGGGCCAAGAUGAUUAUGUUCACUUUCGCCAAUGCCCUUGUAAGGGCCAAGAUUUUAUAUGGGGAAGAACCAAAGGUGUUGGAUAAUCCUAUCACAGUACAAUGCAUUGCCACGAAUGGAAGGCUAUUCCAGUUUAGUUUCCAACUAAAUACCACAAACCUACAAUCAAAUGAUGAUAAAAAUCUCAUUUGGUUGGAUCAAGACCAGCUGUUGUAUGACUAUGCAAAGUCUCCCAUAAUGAAAAAGAAAAUGGUCCAGGUUCCUGCUGGGCUGUCUGGAUAUUGUCCAGAGACAUUCAGUAAGUUCCUUGCCUUGUACUUGCACGGGGCUGUAUAGAAUCACAACAAGUUUAUUUGCAUGAAGAACUGUUACAUACCGUCUGGGAAACAAAAGGAUCGUUGGUGGAAACCAGAAGAAAUACUGACCAUACAUGGAAGUACCAAGCCUGUGGAUGUAUACAAAAUCAAUGUUGCCUCAACUUUCAAUUGAAAUUAAGAGCAUUAUGUCAAAAAGAUUUAUUUUAAGAUUAAGACUGAAUAUUUGUGAAUAAUGCUACUUUAUUACAAGGAAGUUUGAAAUGCUUAUGUCUCAAUGCCCAAUUUAAACAACACCACCUAAACAGUGAAUUGUUUCUGUAGUACAAAUGUAUUUCUUUUUCCCACAUUGCAAGUAAAAUCAAAUUCUAAUACUUUAAA
Pristis pectinata (smalltooth sawfish) is the source of this 1678-nucleotide messenger RNA. It is a transcript of the gene mrpl37, whose product is annotated as mitochondrial ribosomal protein L37. Gene Ontology annotation, biological process: translation. Gene Ontology annotation, molecular function: structural constituent of ribosome. The record is from RefSeq and is a predicted model, not a curated record. Gene Ontology annotation, cellular component: mitochondrion; ribosome. NCBI's taxonomy places the organism in Eukaryota, Metazoa, Chordata, Chondrichthyes, Rhinopristiformes, Pristidae.